Messenger RNA from Hypomesus transpacificus, 8009 nucleotides. Its product is annotated as signal-induced proliferation-associated 1-like protein 1. Gene Ontology annotation, cellular component: cytoplasm. Gene Ontology annotation, molecular function: GTPase activator activity; protein binding. The transcript has 21 exons. Lineage: Eukaryota; Metazoa; Chordata; Actinopteri; Osmeriformes; Osmeridae. Gene Ontology annotation, biological process: regulation of small GTPase mediated signal transduction; activation of GTPase activity. The coding region runs from base 1034 to 6307 and encodes 1757 amino acids. The record is from RefSeq and is a predicted model, not a curated record.
GAAACUGUUGUGGUUUGAUGAUGACUGAUGGAAAAAUCACUUUUGUUGUAAAUAUGAGGCGUGACACAGGUGUGAGCUGAUUGGAACAGUGAUGUUAUUUUGGCCAUGGCAGAGCAGUCUGCUGUCCUGCUGCUCGCCCUGAAGUCCCAUCAGCUGUCAGAGGGAGAGAUACCCUGACAUGUCCUGACCCUCAAGCCCCAGCCUGAGCCACAGUCACAACAGAGCUCAUCUCUGGGAAACAAAACACAAACAAAGCUGGAAAUGGAGCACCACUCCCAGACAAACGUCCACUCAGGGUUUGGGGUGAAGGGAUGUUUUGGAGAGAAAACUAGCUUUCUGUAAUGAAACCCUGGUCCCUGGUGAUGUGUUGCUGCAGGCUAUCUCUGCUGGCAUGGUGACGAUGUAUCUUGUGUUGUCUGAACAUGUUUGUCAGUCCCUACAGUAUCGGAUAAGCAGACAUCUACUCUCCAUUUCUCUCUUUCGCUCUCUAUCCCCCUCUCUUUCUUUCCCUCUCCUUCCACACCCACCUCCCACUAGCAGACAGAGUACUAGGAUUCCACAGAAUUUAAAAACCCAGUCAGGCCCAGGCCCCAUGCAGAGCCUCUGCACGUAGGAGCAGCAGAUCUUCCCAUAGGAAGACCACAGAGGUUCACUGUUGUGCCGUGGACAGAAGACUGAGAGGCAGUGCGGCAGGAAUGUUCCAGGGCUCGGUCAUUGCUCAAUCUGGAUAUCAAUCUGCAGACAGGGCUGUAACAGCGACCCCGGUCAGACGUCUCAGCAGAGCGAGUCAGAUGAUGCCCUCCGGUCCUCAGAGCAGCAUGCAGGCCUGACCGGCACAGUGGAAGCCUGGUUUCUCCUCCUCCUUCCUGUCAGCCUCCCCCUCUCCCUCUAGGGCCUGUGCACCAGGCCCCCCAUGCUCACAGGGCCUAGCAUCCAGCCGUCCAGCCGUCCAGCCCUGGAGGCAGCCAUGCCCGCCUGAGUGCCCAGGUGACGUGCCCCUGGCGCCGGCCCCAAGCCCAGCCUGCAGUGCCCCAUGGAGCAGUCCGUGGGCGGAUCAGUCCCUGCCAGUGACGAGUUCUACACCCGCCACCUCCGCCUGGCCAACGGAGGCUUGCUGCCCCCAUCCCGCCUCGACGGCCCUGGCCACCCCCUCGGUGCCGUGGGGGUCCCCAAGAUGGGGGUCCGAGCACGUGUCGCUGAAUGGCCCCCGAGGAAAGACCUCGGGGCUCUUUGGCACGUCGCCAUGGAGACGGACGCUCCGGGCAUGCCCGUGAGCGUGCAGAGCCACGCCAAGCUAGGUCACAUGAUCAGCCCCCAGGACUCCUUCAUGUUGCGCAACAUCAGCAACACGCUGAGGAGCAGGAUGCAGAACGCCAGCAGCCACGCCCCCGACAACCACUACCUGGCGCCCGGCAACCAACCAGGCUCUGCCCAGAGGACCCACCGUCGCAUCCGCCAGCGCAGCAACAGUGACAUCACCAUCAGCGAGCUGGAGGGUGGCGGAGGGGACAGUGGCGAGGACUGGGGGCCCUCAGGGGCCACCAAGUGGUCCCCUCUCCACCGGGAGUACGGCAGCACUUCCUCCAUCGACCAGCAGGGGGCCUCGGGCGAGAGCUUCUUUGAGAUGCUGAAGGGCUACCAGGGGGUCCAAGGAGUCCAGGGGGACCAGCGCAGCCCCGCGCCCGAGAGGCUGGAGGCCCUGCUGACCACCACAGGACACCAGCAGGCCUCCGUAGAGCAGCAGGGGGAGACCUCAGACAGCCCCCAGCCCAGCGGCAAGACCAAGGACAGAGACAAGCACCCCAAGAGACGCUCCAAGUCGGAGACGGGGGGAGAGUCCAUCUUCAGGAAGCUCCGCAGCGUGCGCGGGGAGUCCGAUUCCCCCAAGGGCGGCUCUGACGUGGAGGACUCCAAAUCCGAAGACCCCCCCUUUAAACCCUGGAUGUGCCAGAAGGGCUUCGCUCACUACGACGUCCAGAGCAUGCUCUUUGACCUGAACGAAGUCCUGCAGAGUCGGCAGAUGGCCGGACGGAGGUCCAAGAACACGACCACGGGGGCGUCUGCUGCCGCGGCCGCCUCCACCACCUCCACGCUCUCCUCCACCCACAGCCUGGCCUACAGCUCCCCUGGUGGCAGCCAGGAGGACCUGCACGCCAGGGACAGCCCUGGCCUGGACCCGGGGGACGAACAGAGCAACGAGAUGCUGCUAAGCUGCCCCUGCUUCCGCAAUGAGAUAGGAGCCGAUGGCAGCGGAAGGCGCAAGGUGGGGGCUGGGGGCGGGGCGGGGGGCGGGGCGGGUUCCUCUAGGGUGGCCGGUGGCGGGGGUGCAGGGGGCUCUGGGACCCUGGGGGGAGGGGAGGGGGGCCUGUAUGAGACAUCCCCCAGCUCCCACUGCAGUAACGCUGGGGUGGCCGUGCUGGAGGGGCCCAGGGACGCCCCCAACGCCCUCAGUGACAAGGGGAAGCACUACCUGGUGGAGCACGUUGACCUGGGAGCCUACUACUACAGGAAGUUAUUCUACUUGAGAGAGCACUGGAACUACUUUGGCCUGGACGAGGCGCUGGGUCCGGUGGCCGUCAGCAUACGGCGAGAGAAGCUGGAGGAAGAGAAGGAACUCGCCCAGCAGUAUAACUACCGCAUCAUCUUCAGAACCAGCGAGCUGACCACUCUGCGGGGGUCUAUCCUGGAGGAUGCUGUUCCCUCUUCCUCCAAGCAUGGCACCGCCCGGGGGCUGCCUCUAAAGGAGGUGCUGGACUUCCUGCUGCCGGAGCUGGACCUACCCUGCCUCCGCCUGGCCCUCAACACGCCCAAGGUCACCGAGCAGCUGAUGAAGCUGGACGAACAGGGGCUCAGCUUCCAGGUGAAGGUGGGGGUUCUGUACUGCAGGGCGGGGCAGAGCAGUGAGGAGGAGAUGUACAACAACGAGGCUGCCGGCCCUGCGCUGGAGGAGUUCCUGGAGCUGCUGGGGGACAAGGUCCGUCUCAAGGGCUUCACCAAGUACCGCGCCCAGCUGGACACAAAGACGGACUCCACUGGCACCCACUCCCUGUACACCACGUUCAGAGACUACGAGAUCAUGUUCCACGUCUCAACCAUGCUGCCCCACACCCCCAACAACAAACAACAGCUGCUGAGGAAACGCCACAUUGGGAACGACAUCGUGACCAUCGUGUUCCAGGAGCCGGGGGCGCACCCCUUCACCCCCAGGACCAUCCGCUCACACUUCCAGCAUGUGUUCGUCAUCGUGCGUGUGCACGACCCCUGCUCCGACCACACGGGAUACAGUGUGGCUGUCACUCGUUCUCAGGACGUGCCCUCGUUCGGCCCCCCCCUCCCCAGGGGCGUGACCUUCCCCAAGUCCACCGUGUUCAGGGACUUCCUGCUAGCCAAGGUCGUCAACGCGGAGAACGCUGCCCACAAGUCCCAGAAGUUCGGCGCCAUGGCGACGCGCACGCGGCAGGAGUACCUGAGGGACCUGGCGGAGCGUCAUGUGACCAGCACGCCCGUGGAGCCUGUGGGGAAGUUCCCCUUCAUCACGCUGGCGCACAAACGGCGCGAGAGGCUGCGUCCCUACAGCGGGGCAGAGCUCCGCAGCCUGGGGGCGGUCACCUGGCCCGUCCACGCCGAGGACCAGGUGGCCGGGGCGGAGAGGGAGUGUCUGCUGGCUAUCUCUAACGACUUCCUCAUCCUGCUGGACCAGGAAGCCAAGGCGGUGGUGUUCAACUGCGCCACGCGCGACGUGAUUGGCUGGUCGUCGGGCAGCCCCGCCUCCAUGAAGGUGUACUACGAGCGCGGGGAGAGCGUGUCCCUGCGCUCCAUCAACAACAACACAGAGGACUUUGGAGAGGUGGUCAGGCGUCUGGAGCUGCUGACAAAGGGCAGCCAGACCACGGAGAUGACCCUGCGCAGGAACGGCCUGGGCCAGCUGGGCUUCCACGUCAACUUCGAGGGCAUCGUGGCGGAGGUGGAGCCGUACGGCUACGCGUGGCAGGCGGGGCUGCGACAGGGCAGCCGGCUGGUGGACAUCUGUAAGGUGUCUGUGGCUUCGCUGUCCCACGAGCAGAUGAUCGACCUGCUGAGGACGUCUGUCACCGUCAGGGUGGUCAUCAUCCCCCCACACGAAGACUCCACCCCCCGCAGAGGCUGCUCUGAGCUCUACCACAUGCCCCUGGUGGACUAUAAGAACCACAAGGAGGGCAUGCCCUACGAGUUCAAGUUCCCCUUCCGCAGCAGCAACAACAACACCACCACUACCACCAGCAGGUGGCCCCGGACCUCCUCCAGCCCCCACGCACGCCCCCCCGGUCUGGGGGGAACCAUGGUCAAGGCCCCCGCUGCAGACCUGGGGGACAGAGCGCUCCCUCGCAGUAUGUCCAGUGACGGACGGCAGCUCAACCCCAAAAGGUACUCUCCGGGGUCAGAUAACUAUGCCCUGGCCUGCUCCAUCGUUAUGGGGCGCUCUCCCCACAACCCUGCCUCCCACAGCAGCAUGUCCUACUGCGACACCCUGGGCUCCAGGGGGUCUGGGGGCUCUGGGGGGUCCGGGGGAACCCUGGCCUCCAGCCACUGGAAACAGAAAAACCUGCCUGAAGGGUUCAACAACAACAGCCGUCAUUCCCCGAUGUCCUUAGAGCGCCGUGCCCAGGGGGAGGGGUUUAACGGGGCGAAGCCCACCCCCAGCCACACCCUCGGGCCCAGCUCAGCACCUGGUUGGCCCCGGGCGGGCGAGGGCGAGGGGCCUAGCCACACUGGAGAGAGAGCUGCUAACGAGCUCCCUGGCUCCAGAGCGUGUGUGUCUGGUCACCUGUCUCCCAACAACAACACCAAGGCUGACGCCCCUUACUCCUCCAGCCAAUCCAGCAGCAACACGCUCUCCAGCAACGCUUCCAGCUCCGCCCAGAGUGAUGAGAAGUGGUACGAGGUGGGCUCCCGGGCCGGCGUGCGUCAGGACUCGGAGCUGAACGGCUUCCUUCAGGGGGCGUCGACAGACAGCGGUAUCGACACUGCUCCCUCGUACGGGGCCCCUGACAGCAGCACGGCCUCCUCGGGGGGGGUGAGGGCGGCGGAGCACCCCCCCAUCCUCUGGCAGGACCCCCCGUCGCCCCCGGAGACCUCCCCCCACACCCCGGACCCCCCCACCCCCACAGGAAGCAGCGAGAGCCCUGCCAAGACCCCCCCGACCUUCCCCCCCGCCCCGGACAGCGGCUCCUACACCCUCAGCGAUGCUGCUUCACAUUCCAGCACCCUGAGCUCCAGACACUCAGGCAGUCCUCUGGGCCGGGCCUGCAGCCCCUCCCUGGAGGAGCCUCACCCCUCCCCCACCUCCCAUACCUCCCCCACCUCCUCCACCCCCGGGCCCAAGAGCUUCUACCCCCGGCACGGGACCACAUCCAAGUUCCUCAUCGGCUGGAGAAAGCCCGGAGGAACCAUCAACUCUGUGGACUUUGGCAACACUCGCAAACGACACCAGAGCGAGGGCCUGAUGGGGGGGCAGCCCCAGCUGAGGGCCGUCAUGCGUGGGUCCCAGUCCCCCCAGCGCAACACCAAGUCCAGCCUGGAGGAGGACCUGAAGAGGCUCAUCACCCUGGACAGCCCUCCGCCCACCGCUAGCGAUCUCAAGCCUGUGUUCCCUGUCCCCCCCUCCAGUCGUCGCUCCCUCCAGAGGGCCGUGUCAGAUGAGAGUAUCUACAGUGGCCAGAGGGAGGCGUCUUACGCCAGCGGAGAAGCUCCAGGGGACGCCCUGUUCAGCAGCUCCACCCUGCCCCGCUCCCCCACUGCCCAGCACGCCACGCCUCGACGCCCCUCACACAAGUCCCUGGGUGACCUGUCGACCUCAGACAGCUGUGGUUCUGACCCGGGCAGGAGGAGACAGCUGCAGGAGCAGGUCCUCAUGCCCCUGCCUGACCCCGGUGCUGACCCCGCCCUCAACUGGUCCAACCUGGUGGACGCUGCCAAGGCCUUCGAGGCUGAGCAGAAGGCCAGUCUGCUAGCUGCUAGCGACGGGAGCUCCAGAGGGGAGAGCGUGGCCUCCAGUCCCCAGCAGGCUGAACCCCAGGCUGCCCCACAACGCCAGCCCUCCCCUGGUGAGAUCCCAGCCUGUCUGAUGGGGAAGGUGAGCCAGCUGGAGUCCAUGGUCAAGCUGCUGCAGGGCGACCUGAAGAAGGAGAUGGAGGCGAAGGCGUCGCUGCAGGCCCAGGUGGAGGGGCUGAGAGAGGACAACCUGCGUCUGCAGGAGGAGUCAUACAGUGCCUCAGCCAAGCUCAAGAAGUUCACAGAGUGGGUCUUCAAUACCAUCGACAUGAACUGACCAGCCAGCACCCCCCAGACUGGUGCAGCCCCCCCCCCCCCCUGACCCCCCCCAGACUGGUGCAGCCCCCCCCCCCCGCCCCCCCAGACUUCUGCACCACAGGACCAGCACACCAGCAGACUGACUGUAGUUCAACACCUGCCUGGAGAAGAGAGAGGCGCUGUGUGGCUGAUCCAGUGCUCCCACACACUGAUCCUCGGUCCGUUACGGCUCUUUGGAAUGGUCACUUCUUCCUGGGAGAGGGAUUUGAGGGGGGAGGAGAGAGGAAGGAGAGAGGAAGGAGAGAGGAAGGAGAGAGGAAGGAGAGGGGGAGGAGAUAGGAAGGAGAGAGGAAGGAGAGAGGAAGGAGAGGGGGAGGAGAGAGGAAGGAGAGAGGGACCUUUCCCCCAGGAUGGACAGAACUGGAGGUGCUUCUGCAUGAGUGACAGUGUUGACCCUCCCUGAAGAGGGGACCAUCCUGACGCCACCUUACUGGACUCAUCUUCAGUUCUGUUCAUGAGCGGUGGUCUGUUAGAAAGGUCUGUUGGUAAAUAUCCUGACCAGUUUGACAUGUUAGAAUAUGACAGUUUCUAGAGAGUAAUAUCAUUGUGAAUUGUUGAGAUUGCAGUGAAUGAUAUGAGGGAAAUGAAUAAUAUUUGAUGUUUUGAAAAAAGAAGAAGUGAUUGAGAAGUUGAGAUCCACAGAGAUGAGGUUGCCGUGGUGAUGCUGACCGCUGAAAUCAACUAGACACGACGUGUCAGAUGAAUAGACCACUUAUCUGAUGAAACCACUUGUACUUGUCUGAUGAAAUUCCCCAUGAAAAAAUUGUUUCUUAACAAAGGUGCCAUAAUUACGAGAGACAAGCUUGACAAGUUAAAGAUGCAUUUUGUAAAUAUGUGCUGUUUGGGCAUUUAAAUAGAGAAGCUGCAUUAUGGCUGUCUAGUUUGAUCCUGUAUUCCCUGCUAAGAGCUUGAGAAGAUAUUACAGGACAGGAACUGCACUGUCUACUACUCAGCAAGGAUUCAGCAGUCUUUGGAAUGACUAACUGAAAUGUGUUACUGGAAGACAAAGGAUUAAACUGGAAAAACAUAGGUUUACGGUUUUAGAAUUAGAGUCUGAAUAGAUUUAUUAUAAUUAUUGUUUUAGCUGGGAGGUUGGUAUUAAGGACACAGUACUGCCUGAUGCAGAUGAGUCAAGUGCCACCUGGUGGUGAGGACGUGUAACGGCAGUCUGUCCCAGUCUUGAUCUGCAGCAUGGUCCCAGAUAACUCAACCCAGAGAUGUUUGAUCCUUUUCUACUGUACUCUCUGUAGAGUAAAUCGGUACUAUGUGUGUUGACGUGUAAAUAUGCAGCGUAAAUCCUGACCUCUGUCACGUGUGCUGUGAGAUCCGCUCACCUGUAAAGCAGCCUAGCCACGCCUUCCAGCAGCCUGGCCACGCCUCCCAGCAGCCUGGCCACGCCUCCCAGCAGCCUGGCCACGCCUCCCAGUGAGGGGGCGUGUUUACACAGUCUGCUGUGUAAUCCAGGCGUGACAUGUGCUCAUGACCACCUCACUGUCACCUUGUCACCUCCAGAACGUCAUCUCCCAGUAUACAGCCUGUAUAUAAAGAUGAAGCUCAUCUUAGUUUGCACCUUCCUUCAUGUGUUGCAACAUGUGGUCAUGUUUCCUUUGGGCUGUGACUGUGUAAAAAUGUUCAUAUCUAUUAAAGAUAUUUUGUUGAAA